Colletotrichum godetiae is the source of this 1524-nucleotide messenger RNA. Its product is annotated as general substrate transporter. Gene Ontology annotation, cellular component: membrane. Bases 1 to 1524 code for a protein of 507 amino acids. The record is from RefSeq and is a predicted model, not a curated record. The transcript is spliced from 5 exons. Gene Ontology annotation, biological process: carbohydrate transport; transmembrane transport. NCBI's taxonomy places the organism in Eukaryota, Fungi, Ascomycota, Sordariomycetes, Glomerellales, Glomerellaceae. Gene Ontology annotation, molecular function: carbohydrate:proton symporter activity.
AUGGGUUUUGAGCGCAAAUAUGUCUCCAGGUUGGUACCGGCCAACCUGAAGUUGUUGUCACCUUUGCUACUCGCCGUAGCCAUUGUGAACUCGGCAACCCUCGGAUACGAUGCCUCGGUUAUGAACGGCCUCCUUAUUCUCCCUUCAUAUGCCGAAUACUUCCACUUAACCCCGGCUUUAGAGGGUCUCAAUAACGCUGCAUCAUGGAUGGGAAGCAUUCUCGGUGCAUUUCUGAUGCAGCCUAUACCAGACUACUUCGGGCGUCGAAGAGCUAUCCUGGUCGCGUCAGUAAUAACAGUCGUCGGCAUCAUUCUCCAAGCCGCAGCCCAGAACAUCGCCAUGUUCGUCAUCGCCAGAAUCAUUGUCGGUAUCGGCUCUGCUAUCAGCAACGGCUCUGCUCCGACUCUACUGGGAGAACUUCUGCCUGCUCGAAAGCGUGGCCGAAUCCUCGGUCUCUUCUUCUCAUGCUUCUACGUGGGAAGCUUGGCCUCUGCCAUUGUCAACUACGGCAGCCAAAACAUCCAAAGCACCUGGUCAUGGCGUCUACCCUCCCUUCUUCAGUUCGUGCCUAGCUUGUUGGCAGUUAUCCUGGUGCCAUUUGUUCCAGAAUCGCCUCGCUGGCUGAUUGCCAAAGGUCGUGACGACGAAGCUUUUGAGGUCCUUGUCAUCAUGCAAGGCAAGGGCGUCGAAGAUGUGCAGCAGGGCCACGAGACCUUGCAUGAGAUCAGAACUAUCAUGAGGAAGGAGGAAGAGGAAUACCCUCGAAACCCGUGGAGAGAGAUAGUGUCCACGCCCGCCAAUCGGAAACGCCUCGCCAUCCUUUGCACAUUCGGUCCCAUGAUCAACAUGUUUGGCAACUUCAUCAUCUCGUCUUACCUCACCAAGAUUUUGAGUCAGGCUGGCAUCAGAGACACAGUAAAGCAGACCCAGAUUCAGGUCAUUCUGAAUUGUUGGUCUUUUGCUGUCGCGGUCUUUGGCAGCUUCAUGCUCGACAUUUUGGGUAGAAGGAAUCAGACCUUCAUUGGCGUGGGCGGUAUGAUUGCCAUGCUCUAUACCGUAGGCGGCCUUAUCAAAACAUAUGGCGAAUCCACCAAUCAAUCCGGGAUCUAUGGAACAAUUGCAGUCAUCUUCCUAUUCCAAGGGUUUUACGCUUUUUCUAUCACGCCGAUGACUAGUUUAUACCCCACUGAGGUUUCGCAGUACAAGCUCCGAGCUACAGGAAUCGCAAUCUUCCGCAUGUUGGACUCUGGAUUCGGGCAACGCAGUCUGCUGGCCUCAUUUACUAUGGCAUACGCCAUGGCAGAUUUGGGGUGGAAGUUUUAUUUCAUUAAUGCUUCCUGGAAUGUGGUUUUCCUUAUCAUAGCAUACUUCACGUUUGUGGAGACCAAGGGACUUAAGCUUGAAGAAAUUGCGGCCAUGUUCGAAGGACCUAGUAUUCUAGAGGCGACCAUGGAAGAUUCGGCCUCACAGGACAUUGGGAUCACUGCGAAAGGGAUGCAGAAUAUUGAUACAAAGUCUUUGUAG